AUGCCUCCACCAGUUGAGAUUCCGGGUUAUUAUUUUGAUGAAGAGCGAGGGAGAUAUUUUAAAAUAGUUAAUGGUGCUAUUCCUCCACCAACGGGGGAAGCCAAGUAUCAUAAUAAUUCUAUACAAGCUGUGAAACGAACACAAGAUUUUGACAAGCAAGAAGAAAAGAAUUUACAAUCACGACUGCAACUGCAACUUCGGCUGCGACUGCGACUGAGGCUGCGACUGAGGCUCCCAUUGCUACUACCAUCACGACUGAAACAGAAAAUACGGCAAAAUCUGAAUGAUGCACAUACUUUACAAGAUGACAAUCACGUAAACAUAGAACGCAUUGGAGACGGCAAGAUUAAAAAUCCGAUGAUCAAAAAACCUACAAGAGGCAGGGAUCUUUCGCUACUAAAGAAAUUUACGUUUGACACUAUAGGUCUAGUCAAUUUAAAGGCGGGCUCUGUUAAUAUCCAAAACUUGUACUUUAAUGGGGACUUUACAGAUUUAAUUAGAACAGGCAAGUUUCAGAAACAUGACAACUUUGUUUUGCCGCAAUGUCGAAUAAAUAAUUAUGUUGAUGGGAUUUUUGUCAUUGAAAGGGCAGAACAUGGCAUUUCGGAACUAUUUGAGCCAUUGCCAUUUAAGACUUUACAUUUUCGAGUGCAGGAUGAGACCUUGUUAAAAUUUGGGGACGAUCUAUACUAUCGAAGUGCUGAAGGUAUUGUGAACCUUGAAAUAGAGGAUGUACCUAAAUUUUUCAAAAAGCUGCAAGUUCAAUACUGUACUAGAGUAAUUCUGGGAAAUACAAAUGACCUACUAGAUACAAUACUGUUUUAUGAAUUCAACUCUUUUCCAGAUAGUCGAGUUCUCCGAUUCCAUACAUAUAAGCAUGGAAUUGGGUUUCAAGACUGCACCGUUGCCUUUAUGAACCUCGUAAAAGAUGGUCUUAGGCAGUACCCUCGUCGAGCUAAAAUUCUUGAGAAAUCCUUUGGGUUGCAUUUAGUCGAAUUUGUAAACUAUGCAAAAUUAAGCAUAGAAGAGGUGAAUGAAGCUCUUGCUCAGGCCCGUAAAGGAAAUAAUCCAAGGUUUGGCCGCUCGAUGCUUGAUCGAUUCUUGGACUCUUGUUCAAAAGCCACUAAUCAGCCAGAAAUGAUUUAUCACGAGCCAUUGGAAAAUGAACUGGUUUACCAACAAAAAAACAUUCAACAUGUUCCACGGAUAAUCAAUGGCAUUAUUAGUCUGCCCUUUUGUUAUCUUCUUACUUCGGAUGGGGAUUUGAUAAGCUUCAAACACUUUUGGAAACCUGACGGUGAAGACGGAAUUAUCAAUAACGACGACAAUUUGCAUAAAGAUUUAAAUUACAACCAAAUGAAAGAUUGCAAUAAUUAUACAAAUUUGUCUCUGUUUCUGAACUUUCAGAUUAUAGAUCUCAAAAGUAAGAUCCCUGAGAAUGCCAUAGUGCGUGUAUCGGGCACUGUAAGUACUAGCAAAGUGUUUGUUAGUACAAGAUCCAAUAUACUUGAAUACGACCGCAUGCUCGAUGGAAAGGUUAUUCACCACAAAUUGACACAAAUCAGAAAUUUUUUUACAUUAUCGGAUAACAAGCUUUUAGUAGUACGCAAGGAUGACAUCAUUUUCUAUUACACUGAUACCAAAGAAAUUGUUAGGCUAACAAACUACAACAAUAGCAACGAUGCAUACCAGCAAUUCGAAGUUGUUCAAAACCAUUUGGUAUUCAAUGUCGGCAACAAGUUUAUGGUUUAUAAUUUGCAGAGAGCUUUUGGUGACACAUUUGCCUCGCUUGAAAUUGAAUUCAACUUUUUGAAAUAUGGCUACUUGAAGGAUUUUCAUUUGAUCAAGAUUGUUGAUAUGGGUAUACAAAAUGGAAGACCAAAAUUGGGCUUUCAACAUUUCAAUGCCAAAGAAGAGAAAACCAUUUUUGAGGCUCACGUAAUCUAG
This is a messenger RNA of Lodderomyces elongisporus, 1947 nucleotides long. RefSeq lists its product as uncharacterized. The transcript has a single exon. The coding region runs from base 1 to 1947 and encodes 648 amino acids. Lineage: Eukaryota; Fungi; Ascomycota; Pichiomycetes; Serinales; Debaryomycetaceae. The record is from RefSeq and is a predicted model, not a curated record.